AUGGCUGGACACAACUGGAAUCUAGGGGCAAAGAAGACUAUAGAAGCUGCCCAGAAAGGUCAGAUACUAAUUUAUCUGCUUAAUCUUAUUUUAGCCACCAAAGUCCUUGGCACUGUUAAAUGGUUCAACGUCAGAAAUGGAUAUGGAUUCAUAAAUCGAAAUGACACCAAAGAAGAUGUGUUUGUACAUCAGACUGCCAUCAAGAAGAACAACCCACGGAAGUACCUGCGCAGUGUAGGAGAUGGAGAAACUGUAGAGUUCGAUGUGGUUGAGGGGGAGAAGGGUGCAGAAGCAGCCAAUGUGACUGGACCGGAUGGCGUUCCCGUGGAAGGGAGCCGUUACGCUGCUGAUCGGCGCCGUUACCGACGUGGCUACUAUGGCAGACGCCGUGGGCCUCCCCGUAAUUACGCUGGGGAGGAGGAGGAGGAAGGGAGCGGCAGCAGUGAAGGAUUUGACCCCCCUGCCACUGACGGGCAGUUCUCUGGGGCCCGGAGUCAGCUGCGCCGCCCCCAGUAUCGCCCUCAGUACCGGAGGCGGUUCCCGCCUUACCACGUGGGACAGACCUUUGACCGUCGCUCACGGGUCUUUCCCCAUCCCAACAGAAUGCAGGCUGGUGAAAUUGGAGAGAUGAAGGAGGGAGUCCCAGAGGGAACGCAACUUCAGGGACCGGUUCAUCGAAACCCAACUUACCGCCCAAGGUACCGGAGAGGCCCUCCUCGCCCCCGACCUGCCCCAGCUGUUGGAGAGGCUGAAGAUAAAGAGAACCAACAAGCGGCCAAUGGUUCAAACCAGCCAUCUGCUCGCCGUGGAUACCGGCGCCCAUACAACUACAGGCGGCGCCCCCGUCCUCCUAAUGCUCCUUCACAAGAUGGCAAAGAGACCAAGGCAGGCGAAGCGCCAUCUGAGAACCCCGCUCCAGCCACCGAGCAGAGCAGUGCCGAGUAACACCAGGCUCCCCAGGCACCUUCACCAUCAGCAGGUGACCUAAGGAAAUUAAUGACCAUUAGAAAAAGAAAGCACAGAGCAGACCGUGACCUUACCAACACCAAAGAGACAUGCAAGCAAUAACAUGGAAGAGUCAUGACCAAGAUGUGGACAUUAGAACGUUUACUAUCCUUUAUGAAACAGACAACUAUGAAAGGAAAAUGUCAGCCAAGUUUCCUAGCCAGCUGAGAUCCGGGAAUGCCUGCACACAAGACGAGAGAGCAACCUCCCCAGUUUCAGCAACCACUAGGUUUAUAUUUUUUUUCCUGGUUUUUACUGUUUUGGUAAUAUAAAUUGAAAGAAGAAAUAUUAAUACCACAUGGGGAGAACCCCAACCAAAGAAAUCUGAAAUAUAUAGUAAAUGCUUUUUUUCCCCCUUUUUUGUUCAUUUUGGAUGCUGGUGCUAAACUUCCAAGUGUCGUGAUUUAAAAAGAAAUUUUAUGCCCUUCUUAUUUAUUUCUAGGAUGAGGGGAGGAUAACAUUUUUGCUUUCUUACGUGACUUGCUAAAAAUGUGCAGUAUGGAGUUCCUCAAAAAUAAAAUUUUUACCCUUGAAAGGAAAUGAU
This is a messenger RNA of Puma concolor (puma), 1549 nucleotides long. NCBI's taxonomy places the organism in Eukaryota, Metazoa, Chordata, Mammalia, Carnivora, Felidae. The record is from RefSeq and is a predicted model, not a curated record.